GGAGUAGAAGCCUCUGUAUUCUGUUCACCAACCUCUUUGUUCACGUAAACAAACAGUGAGCUUGAGCUUACUGGGUAGCGGAUGAUGUGAACUGCGUUGAAUGUUUUGAGAUAUAGGAAAUAUGCGGCUAUGAAGCUGAAGCGAGAAGAUGUGAUUUUCUGUUGGAAAAGACUGACAGUAGCAUGCCACGAAUAACUGUAAGGACGGAUUUGUUUACUAAGCAGAUAACAGGGUUGACCUCUCAGAUAAACAUGGAUGUUUCUAAGGAAACGGAACUGAGGCAUUUAAUUCGUAGGGAACAGCGUCGAAAUCGGAGGAGACGAAGGAGAAAUGAAGUUGGUUCGUGUGUAAUUUGUCAAGAAAAUGUACUAAGGAGUGUUAGCAGUGUUUUAUCUUGUGGGCACUACUUUCACACACACUGCAUUUUUGCCUGGAUUAAUGCUAAUACCUCUUGUCCAACAUGCAGAGCACCAGUUGAAUGUUACAAUAUAUGAACAGUGAUGUGGGCUUAAGAUACUGGAGAAGAAUAUUUAUUUCCUUGUUGUGUAUGUACCAGAGACAAAUGUUACCUAUUGUUAGUAAAAAAAAAAAAACCAUCUGUAUAGAACUCACUGUUACAAAAGGUGCUGCAUUGGCAUGCCAAAUUUAUUAUAGUGGGAAUUCAGCAUUCACAUAAAAUGAUAUAAGCUCAUAUGUUGAUAUAUUGGCAUUGUGUUGUAUUCAACUAAUUUUAAGAUACAUGUUGUGAAAUACUGCUACUUUUGUGUUUCAUUGUCCUUUGUCUCACAAAAAGUGUCUGAAAUAUGUUCUUGGUAUAAAACAAGAAGACAGUUAGAAGUACACAAAUGUAAGGAGAAUAGAGUCCAGAAGAUUUAUCAGAGGAGAAUGUAUGUAGAAAAAAAGAUGUAAAAGAAAACAAAUGUGGAAUAAACUUUUUAAGUGUA
Schistocerca nitens (vagrant locust) is the source of this 944-nucleotide messenger RNA. Its product is annotated as peroxisome biogenesis factor 10-like. The transcript has 3 exons. NCBI's taxonomy places the organism in Eukaryota, Metazoa, Arthropoda, Insecta, Orthoptera, Acrididae. Bases 183 to 494 code for a protein of 103 amino acids. The record is from RefSeq and is a predicted model, not a curated record.